Messenger RNA from Scleropages formosus (Asian bonytongue), 3561 nucleotides. RefSeq names its product GRAM domain-containing protein 2B. The coding region runs from base 253 to 1344 and encodes 363 amino acids. The record is from RefSeq and is a predicted model, not a curated record. Lineage: Eukaryota; Metazoa; Chordata; Actinopteri; Osteoglossiformes; Osteoglossidae. The transcript has 13 exons.
GGGGUUUUUUUUUUUUUUUUGAGGCCCUAGUGUUCUGUCCUGAGGGGACCCUUUUACCUCCAUUCAUGAACACGCCCAUGGGAGGAGUGCCUUUACCUCAUCAUUUCUAACAAUAUCACCUCAGACGCAUUUCGUUUUGGAUUCAAGAGGAGCAUGUUGUGAAGAAAUUGCAUCAGAAAAUUGUUGCGGGAGCUUAGAUAUACAGAGAACUGAAGUAUAGGGAAAAUGGCUUGAAAUGUUACCUUUUUUCAUAUGUUGAUUUCAAAAAUUAGGGUUAUGAUCGAAGGUUGCUUCAGUUUUCGCUCUGCCAAAAGAAGAUAUAUAUACAGCUAUGCAGUGGAGGGUGGGAGUCUUCCAAGCAAGGAGAAAAGGGGGAAAAGCAAGAAGAAGCUGGAGCUGACAAAAGCCCUCAGUCUGGAUGAAGCCCAGAGGAAAAUCCAGCAGCAGAACCUCAGCAAGCAGGCUCCAAUUAGGUCCCAGACAUUUGACUCCAGUAAGAGCUUGGAAAGAAAUGAAGGCAGCAGCACACAAAGUAGUUUUAUAAAGCACAACAAAACUUUCCACAAAUUGUUUCAAGACAUUCCAGAAAAUGAGGAUUUAAUACAUGCCUUCGUGUGCGCCCUACAGAAGGAGGUGCCCUACCACGGCAGGCUGUACGUGUCUGAGAACCAUGUUUGCUUCCACUCCUCCGUGCUGCUCAAGGACACAAAGGUGGUCAUCCCUGUGUCCAAAAUACACAUCCUGAAGAAACAAAACACGGUGCUGCUGGUUCCCAAUGCCUUGUCCAUCCGCACCAAGGAGGGAGAAAAGUACUUGUUUGUGUCUUUGAGGAACCGGGAGGUUUGCUACAAACUGCUGUGCUCCAUUUGCCCACAUACAGAGGAGGGCAGCACCAACAGCAGCCCAGUGUUCUCCUCUGCAGAUAAUAGCUUUGACCAGUAUAGGCUUGAGACCUCCAGCCAAUCCAGUGUGGAAGACAGCUUUGACCAGCUAAACUCCAGGGCCCUACUGCAGUCCAGCUCGCCCAAAUUAACUCGAGUGCCUUAUGGGAGCAGAUCCACCCACAGGGAACAGACGCUCAGGGAAAACAAGGAUGCUACCGCGAAUGACCUCUCAGCCAACGGCCUCUGGUUUUGGACCGCAGCUGACCGUGUCAGGUCCCUUGUCGUCCAGCGGGACUCCAGUAGACUCAGCGUGCUGCUUUUUAUCUACCUAAUACUGGCGCUGCUGCUCCUGCUGUCCUCAGGAUAUAUUGGCCUGCGCAUAGUGGCCCUCGAAGAGCAGCUGACGUCCCUAGGGGCUCUGCCGGAGUUCUCCCUGCCUACUGAGUGGAAGGACACAUGAUGCUUUGUCCAAAUGCAGUGACAGCACCACUGAGAACCUUAAAGAUGCCAGGAGGCAGUCUACCAGGAAGGUGUUUCAGCAUUUUAUCCCUUUUUCCCAGUACUGUUUAAGAGAUCAGUAACAUUUCAAGGAGCUGUCACAUCAAGAGGUUUUGUGAAUAUUUCCUUCCAGCCAGUAGGAAACAAACCACUCUGAAGGCCCAAUUAGCAAGUUUUUGGGAUCAGCAGAAUUUCUCUUCUGGGCAGCCAGUAAAAAUGGAAUGAGCUGGCACUAAUCCACGUUUUUGUCCUUGUGUGGCCAGAAGGACUGCUGGCUCCUCUUGGUGCUGGAGGUACCAGAAGGGCACACAAACACAGGAGCUUUAUAUCAGACCGGACCUCAAAGUGAUUCCACACUUGAACUCUACUGUGUCCAAAAUCCACCAAGGUUCGAACUUGUCUUUUGGUCUGUCUUUUUGUGGGUUAUACUUGAACUGCAUGUGUCCCGCACAUCUUUUUUUUUUAAAUAGCUUGCUUCAAAGUGCGCCGUGCAGUGCCAAAGUAUUGUGUGCUGGCCACAGAUUUGACUGAAACUUCUGAUGAUGCUUGGUCUUCAUAUUGGCUGGUCUGUCCAGCCUUGUCUGAACGUGGGAGAUGCAUGCAGUCUAUGAAACCUUUUACAUAUCUACUGAAGAAUGUCUUUUUUAAGCCUUUGUUUACCUGUUUUCGGUCAGACAGUUAAUCGAGUCUGCAAAGUGUGUAUUUCAUUCCCUCUCCAGCAGAACUUUCUCAGUCCUGUAGUCAGAAAUUUACAGUAUUAUUCCUUUUAUUCCUGUAAUUUAGCUCUUUAUUGCAUACAGCUCCUCUUUAUCGCUAGAAGUUUUUAAUGCACAACUACCCAACAUCAGAAAAAGAGCUUUUGGUACUCCUGUGUCUGUCUUGUUUAAAUUGUUCCAAUGUAAAUAUUAUUGAUUCGGUCUAUGUAUUUCUAAAAUAUGCAAACACUGUAUAUUACUGCAUUGAUGAAAGGAUCUUGAGCAGAACAUUGGUCUAAAUCGGUACAGUAUUGCAUGAGAGUCCACAAACAUAUCAGGUACUUAUAUGGGCUUUAACUGUUUUUUGUUAUCUUUAUGCAUUUAAAGAAAAAAUUUAUGCAAAUAUCUUCAAAUGUAGCUGUAGUAAUACAGUUUAAUUUUGAAAGUCGUCAUUUCAGAAAGCAGUGGUUCCAAAUUUUGAGUCCAGUGUUAACAGGAAAGAUGGUGGUAGUGCAGUGAGCAUUUGGGAUUGCUACCCCAUACAGGUAAGAUCACAUCUGAAGUAUUUUAUCUGUUUGUUGUUUACAGCAUGGGAUGUAAAAUCCAUAGUAAUUAAGAGCAUUUGUAAAGCACAUUACAGUGCUUCAGCUGAAUUUAAUGUAAAAUAGGUAUGGAUAAUGUCAGCUCAACAUAACGUUCAGUGAUUUUUAACUGUUUAUGGUGUGUUUUUGAAAAGAUGUGUUAUGUGAAAUUUCAGCUGCGAGCACUUUAGAAUUUGAUCCAGUUUUAAUCCAAAGAAGGCAAGGAUCACAGCUGGCCCAAAUGGGAAUGGGUGCAGCAUGUUUAUAGAUGGUGCUAUUGAUACCCCUCAGGGGUAGAUGGGGAUAAUGUGAUGUGGUGGAAUGCUUGCUGCUACAUGCUGAUUGAUACCAAUUACACCGAUAAAAUUUCUUCUUUCUGCUGAGAAUGACACCCACCUUUCCUUUUAAAGCAUUUAUUUGGAAUGGAACUAAUGAACACGACAAUAGAAAUACAUGUUAUGAUGAAUAUGCCUCUGAACACUGAUACAAGUGCUACAUAUCAUAAACUGAUAUUGCUUCUACCCUUUCCUGAAUAAGGGUGAGUGAGGUGUCUUGUACGUUGUCCUGCCUUGUUGACUAGAGACACUAAGGCAGUAGGGCACCUUUACCUAGGAAGCCCAAGUAAGAACAGUCUUGCAGGCCCAGGGGUUCCUAGGGGCUUGAACCCCUUGCAAGGGCUGAGCGUUUGUGACCAUGGAGUAGAUGAGCUAAGAGACACCAAUGGAUGACGACGAGUUCUUUGAAAUUCCUCGUAUUUGCCGAAUCUUGAUUAUGGCACUCCAGCAGAGAGCGCUUCUAACAGUUCUCUGGUGAAAUAACCUUUAAACUAACGUAAUGCAAAGCAGAUGUCAGUGAAGAAUACAGCAUUUGUAUUGUUGCACGAUUUUACAGUUGUAAAUAAGU